AUGCCUGUCCAAAAGAAAGACUACCUCUGCAUUGAGUUUACCAACACUCGUGCCGAUGAGCCUGAAAAGACCAACUUUUUGUACGUCUCAGUGGAAUUGCUGGACAACUUCAAGUCAUCAAAGAUCGAGAGGACCGACGCAGGCUUCAAGCUCACCGUCGACAAUGAUUACAUGUAUGGCCAGCAGAAGGGGAACAAAUACCGUUUCCUUGUGUACCACGACAAGUCGCGCUCAAUUUUCCAGCACCGCUUUGUUGAGGGCACCCUAGCCGCCAUUUCCAGACAGGCUACCGAAAUCACCACGAAGCUGGGUUAUGGUGAUGCAAAGGCACUCUCAUCAUCAUGGAACGAUCACAAGCUACGAGUGCCAAUCUCAUGGACACGCACAACAGGCUCAUCGCUGAUAUCCUCACUCACUAUCGCACGCUCAUGAUGCUCGCAACCAUCCAGGCUGAGGGUGAGCGCAGCAACAGUAACCCCGAAACAAUCUCCGUAGCGGGUAUUUCGAUGGAGAUGGCCUUUGACGGUUUGUACUCCUCCAUCAAAGAGCUUCUUGCACUAUCCCGCAGAAUCAAGGAGCUCUGGGUCUUUGGGCCUCUCAACCAGGGCGAUACUCAAUCCCAGGCAAAGGAAGACCGGAUUGAUCGCGAUGUUUCCGAGGUGGCAGGUCUUCUCGACAUGAUUGACGCGAAUGCUAUGAAGAAGCUCGCUGAGCGCUGCGGCGGGACGUGGGAGCUGCAAGAAAGGCCGACAGAGGCGGCACCGACAACCGGAAGCUAGAGCACGACGGCGGUGUUGGAAGAGGCGGCGAGAAGUUUGAUGGCAGGUGGCUCUGAAAACAGGAAGAUGUCGGCAGCGAGUGGAGCAUCGACGGCGGAUUCGAUGACAAUCAGGGCAGAUAGCCUGUUCGGAGAAGACAGGCGGCUGUCUCAGGUGGAAAGCGACCUCGAGGACAAUGCUGGCACUGCGACUGGUGGCAGUUGGUGAUAAGCCUUAAACACCCUCGAGGCAUACAAGGCGAUUGGGCUCACUGGACGAUAAGAAUGGAAGACAUGGGACGGGACGGUUCAUUAGGGCGUUAUUAGGGCGUUGAGGGGCUGGAUUUGGAAAAGAGGUCAUAGUGAGACAUCCGGAGUCCUCAUAUUCUCACCUUUCAUGAUACCUAGGCAGGUAGAUGUUGGUCAACCGGGUUACUUUUUCAAACAUGGAUGCCACGUGCUUGGUUUCCGAG
Molecule: messenger RNA, 1230 nt
Organism: Fusarium vanettenii 77-13-4
Lineage: Eukaryota; Fungi; Ascomycota; Sordariomycetes; Hypocreales; Nectriaceae
Exons: 7
Coding region: 342-779 (145 amino acids)
Biological process (GO): regulation of transcription by RNA polymerase II
Cellular component (GO): mediator complex
Molecular function (GO): transcription coregulator activity
Source: RefSeq, a predicted model, not a curated record